Centropristis striata (black sea bass) is the source of this 4681-nucleotide messenger RNA. Its product is annotated as S-adenosylhomocysteine hydrolase-like protein 1. The record is from RefSeq and is a predicted model, not a curated record. Bases 269 to 1921 code for a protein of 550 amino acids. Lineage: Eukaryota; Metazoa; Chordata; Actinopteri; Perciformes; Serranidae. Gene Ontology annotation, cellular component: cytosol. Gene Ontology annotation, biological process: L-methionine cycle. The transcript is spliced from 17 exons.
GCCAGGUGACAGCUGAGGCAGCAGGGACUCACUGCUGCACUCUACGCAACAUAACAACACACACCACAACGACAUCUGUCAGCGACAAAUCAAAGCGGAGGAUUAAUAGACAGUUGCAGUUAGUUCAUUUUACUUUCUGUUAUUACAUGAGUGUCAUUUAAAAGCCUAUCUUCCGCUCGUUGUUGCAGAGUAGUUAGCUAGCAGCGCGGGGAUAUCAUUAGCUCCUCUGACGUUACUCCCGGAGAAGACUCUCACAGACACCGUCAACAUGUCGGACCAGACCGGGGACACGAAGCUGGAGCUGAAACAGGCGAGUAAAGAGGUGAAAGAGAGCGAAAACGUUGCGGAAAAAUACUCAGCCAUGACCGUGAGCAAGAACAGCGAGAUGAACAUGGGAGAGCUGUCGUCAGCCUUCAGCGCGGUGCCCACUCACAAACCAGUUAAAAAGCAAAUCCAGUUUGUGGAGGACAAGCAGGAGUUCAGCAGGUUCCCCACCAAGGCAGGUCGUCGAUCCCUGUCCCGAUCCAUCUCUCAGUCAUCCACAGACAGCUACAGCUCCGCUGCGUCCUACACGGAUAGCUCUGACGAUGAGACAUCGCCCAGGGACAAAACUCAGGUCAACUCUAAGGGCAGCAGCGACUUCUGUGUCAAGAACAUUAAACAGGCUGAAUUUGGCAGGCGUGAGAUUGAGAUCGCAGAACAAGAUAUGUCGGCGCUGAUCUCACUCAGGAAGAGAGCUCAGAGUGAGAAACCGUUGGCAGGUGCCAAGAUUGUCGGCUGCACGCACAUUACUGCCCAGACUGCAGUGCUGAUCGAGACUCUGGUGGCUCUCGGAGCUCAGUGCCGCUGGACUGCAUGUAACAUUUACUCGACACAGAAUGAAGUGGCUGCUGCUCUGUCAGAGACCGGUGUGGCUGUGUUUGCCUGGAAAGGGGAGUCUGAGGAUGAUUUCUGGUGGUGUAUUGACCGCUGUGUCAACAAUGAGGGUUGGCAGCCCAACAUGAUCCUUGAUGAUGGAGGAGACUUGACGCACUGGAUGUACAAGAAAUACCCCAAUGUAUUCAAGAAGAUCAGGGGCAUUGUAGAGGAGAGUGUCACUGGGGUUCACAGGUUAUAUCAGCUCUCUAAAGCUGGGAAACUGUGUGUACCGGCUAUGAAUGUAAAUGACUCUGUGACAAAGCAGAAGUUUGACAACCUGUACUGCUGCAGAGAGUCAAUCCUGGACGGCUUGAAGAGAACCACAGAUGUCAUGUUUGGAGGCAAACAGGUGGUCGUCUGUGGGUACGGUGAGGUUGGAAAAGGUUGCUGUGCUGCUCUGAAAGCUCUCGGAGCUGUCGUCUACAUCACAGAGAUUGAUCCCAUCUGUGCCCUGCAGGCCUGCAUGGACGGUUUCAGGGUGGUCAAGCUGAAUGAGGUCAUUCGCCAGGUUGAUGUCAUCAUCACAUGCACUGGGAACAAGAAUGUGGUGACCAGAGACCAGCUGGACAGAAUGAAAAAUGGCUCCAUUGUCUGCAACAUGGGCCACUCCAAUACUGAGAUUGAUGUGGCGAGCCUUCGGACCCCUGAGCUGACCUGGGAGAGAGUGCGCUCUCAGGUGGAUCACGUCAUUUGGCCUGAUGGCAAGAGGGUCAUCCUGCUGGCUGAGGGACGUCUCCUUAACCUCAGUUGCUCUACUGUCCCUACUUUUGUCCUGUCCAUCACAGCCACCACUCAGGCCCUGGCCCUUAUAGAGCUGUACAACGCUCCGGAGGGACGAUACAAGCAGGAUGUUUACUUGCUUCCCAAAAAGAUGGAUGAAUAUGUCGCCAGUCUUCAUCUGACCACUUUUGAUGCCCACCUGACAGAGCUUUCUGAUGACCAGGCAAAAUACUUGGGCCUGAAUAAGAACGGCCCUUUUAAACCCAACUACUACAGGUACUAGCCUGCAAGGGAACCACACCUCCAAACAUCACCUAUCCCUGAGAAAAAAAAGAAAGAUUUAUGUAUAGUGUAUUUUAUACUCUUCACAGGAUGCACAGCUUAUAUUUAGUUGUAUUUUACUGACCACAGCAAGUUUUGCUUCACUUGCUGCUUCCUACAGAACUGCAGACGGCAGGAACCACAGCACUUAUAUCUGCUGUGAAGCGAGAUUUUUAUUUCCUGGUUCAUCUGUUUUCAUAACUGCUGGCUCCAACUGUAGGUUAUUUUAGACUUCUGAAAGAUACUGAAUAAUGAAAUUAAUAUAUUGUGCCAAAUUACUGUGACUGGGAAGGGUUAUAGUUCUGAAAUCAGUGGAACCUGCACAAAGCGAAACUUUUGAUAUAAAGGUUUUAAAUUCUUCCAGUUGAUGCUUUAAUAUUAAACUCUAUAUAACUAAAGCUCAUUGAGCUUAUUAGCCCCUGUUAGCUCCUUGUAUUGACUCUCUUGUAUGAAACAGUUGGCAGCCAUUUCCAGGAAAAAAUAAGCUUAGACAAGCUUAGCUGUACAUAAAACACAGAGAGCUGCUGUAAACUCCUGACUAGUGAAGAAAGACAACCUCUAAAUGUUUCUAUCAGGAAUAGGUGAACCAAAUCAUCUUAAAUUUGUCAGGUGACCAGACAAUUAGAUGUUGCUGUGUGUCUGCUUGACGUUUAAGUAGGCAAUUCUUUGCUGACAAAUGAGCCAUAACAACUUAAUAAUCUGACUGUAAAUCAGGGCUGUGUUUCUGUGGGUUUGUUUCUGCCCCCCAGUGGUCAAAAAUCACUUAAUACAGCUUUAACGUUUUCUUUAUGCUUUAAUGUGGCAUCGCUCACUUACUUCAUACAUUCCAUCCACAUUAUACAGAAGAAAUGUCCAGUUUUCUGUAGUAUCAUCCACAUUACUCCUAACCACCUGCACAUCUGGGAGAAAAAAGUAACUAUAGCAAACAGAAGAGACGGCUUAGCAUUUAUUUUCUUGAAAAGAUGUGUCAGUUUUUGAGGUUUCGGUGUCUGGUAUGGAUUGUAUCUGCACCUCAGGGCAUUCAAAUAUCUCAAAUUAUUUGUAAAUAUAUUUUUAACAGAUCAGCACUGUCUGACCUUAGUCCAUGCUACGUCAUUCUCAUGCAGUUUGCACUAUUGCAGCUAUGUAUAUUCUGUGUAAAGUCACAUGUUAAACAGUGUAACAUAUAAUAUGUUUAUGCUGUAUAUGCAACAGCCGCCGAACAGUUGAUCUAAUUAUGGUAUUUGCUGAAGUUCAACAUUUAGGUUAUUGUUAGUUGUCACAGGACUCAGAUCUUGUGUUAACUAGUUAGUUUUCUGUUGUCAUUUGACAACAGAGAAGUAAACUUAUAUCCAUAAAUGCUCUCAGCACAUUUACCUAGACACACGUGUUAGCUUUACCUUCUGUGUUAUCUUGCGCUAUUGCACCAUUAUUAUAGCUAUACUAAUAAUUUAGUUGUUUCCUGACGCUUUUUUUAAUCAUUCAAAAGGCUGGAGCACAGUUUUGUGAAGCUUGUUAAAUGCACAAACUUAUAACGCCACUUUUACUUCUCUAUAUUCACUUUACAUAUUUUUUUUAAUGUGUGGCUGCAUUAGUUAGUUGAUUAAUUGAGUGAUUAUUUUUGAAUUAAAAUUAUAUAGCGUGCAGGUAGUAGUUAGUUUUCCUGAAUUUAAAGCUUUUCAACACAUUUUAACAUACUGCAUAUCAUGUUGGUGUUCUGCGGGUCGAUCUUUCUCCAAACAGUUGACAGUAUUACUGUCCGUCCUGACGGUGCGGCACCUAGUUAAUGUUUUGCUCCACAUGUAUUCACACAGUGUCCUGUCGCAUCACCCUUCACAAAACCUCAAAUUCAUCCACAGAGUUACAAGUAAUUCAUGUAUUUGAUCUUUUGUAACUUACUCCUGCUGUUUAAUUGUAUAGUAGCCCACAGGAGGCUACUAUGAAGUGCUUUCAUCUUUGCACUAGCAGCUUUAAAGGCUUCAGAGCCAAGGACAUUCAGUGAGGACAUCAUUGUCAGCAGGAUGAGCGAUGUAACCAUGGUUACUGGUCAGUUGACAGUGCCUUGUGACUCACUUAGUAAUUUAUAUUCACGUGUACAACUGUGUUUUCCUCCCAGUAUAGUACUGUUGUUCUGCAAUAUACAGUGAUAGCUAUGCAGCAAAACACACUCAGUUUUCUUCUGUCAAAAGUAUUUUACUUCUGCAAUGGUUGUUGAAUCAGUGUUUCACAUUCUUGAAAAAAAUAUGCACUACUGUAAGAUGACAAACAGUUGUAGACAUCAGUGUGUUACGUUUUACAUUCUGCUGUACUUUUUUACAUUCAUUUUAAUGUUUGUGUUUCAUCCCAGUUUGAUCAGACAUACUUACAGUGGUGUUUUUAUAAUAGCACUUAAAAUAUGCCUUUAAUAAUUAAUUCCUCUUGUUUUACUAAUAUUAACAGUCAUCGUACCCUAGUUUUAACUCUAUUAUAGGGACAAAUGAAUGUGUUAUUAACAGAGCAAACAGCUUGACUCUUGUCAGAUUGAAUUAAAUAAGAAUACCACUGUGAUUUGACAGUUGUGCACUGUUGCUGGUUUGAAGUUGUUGAUGUGGAGACAAAGUUCUGUAAAUGAUUAGCUAUAAAGUAGGCCUCUAUUUUCAACACUAUCUGUAGUUUAGUUUAAAGAACAUCAUUUAAGCAGCAUAUACCCUGUUAAAUUUAUGUGCACUCUUCCCUUUAAUAAACUGCUGUUUAAAUUAGAAAA